Rhopilema esculentum is the source of this 4903-nucleotide messenger RNA. RefSeq lists its product as uncharacterized. The record is from RefSeq and is a predicted model, not a curated record. NCBI's taxonomy places the organism in Eukaryota, Metazoa, Cnidaria, Scyphozoa, Rhizostomeae, Rhizostomatidae.
UACUGUUUUAAUUUACUUAUUUAACAAAUUUACGGGUUCUUGCCGCUCAUACCUUUUUAUCACAAAAGAAUUUCCGUGUAAUUAUAGCGAUAAAUGUGAAUUUUGCCUUGAAAUAAUGUCAUUAUCAUUCCUCUGAACCUUCAUUGAAAACUAAGGAGAGGGGGACCCACUGAAAAUGAUUUUGCUGCUUAGUGGUGAUAUAGCUUUGAAUCCUGGUCCAUCUUCGACAGAACACAGCAAUUUGGAAGAUUUUACAAGUUCUCGUGGCAUCAAGUUGUUACAUCAAAAUAUAUGUGAACUUUACGAUCUCGAAGAGUUUUUGUCAAGAUUGGCAUAUGGUAACAUCCCUGUCAUGGGAAUAAGUGAGAGUCAUCUUGUACCCGACGAAAUCUAGGACCUGCCAAGAAAUGCUGCAAAGGAAACAUAAAUUGAUGGUUUUGUUACCCACACGGGGAUGGGCUGCUAGGGUCCCUUCUACACAUGUCUUCGACUAGCAAAAAAGUUAAAAAUAGCUCUUCGUGUUUCAUAAAUAUUGCAUCUCUUCCAGUCCACUCUUGCUGGUAAAACGUCACACUCUUUAACUUUUGAUUAAAGUUUGGUGUUUCUGGAAGAAGACAGAAUUCACAGUCAGAUGUUUGACUGAGGUUCCAUUUCAGCAGAUUUUUACGAGUUGGGAGAUUGUUGUUAAGAUACUUGAUGGUAAAGUUGAAGAUGUUACUAGGCAAAUUGCUCUGUAUACUUUACCAAAUACCGUUCAGCUUUUCCAGCGAAUGUUUCAGUAGGAAGGUAAUUGUAGCUCCCUGAGAUGGUAAGUUUUAAGAGAGACGUUCUUUGUUGUCUGAUUUGACAGCCUUUAAUACCUCUUUAGUAUUAUGAUAGAUGUCGUACUGUAGGUUCGUGCCAUGACUGGUGUUUUUCCAUAGGGUUUGAAUGUCAAUGUUAGGAGAAGAUUUUAGGGCAUUGCGACAGACAGUUUGGCAUUGCGUAAAUUUGAUAGAAGGCAGUUGUAGAUUUAGGCCAAACUGAUUUUUUGAGAGGAUUAUUCCACUUAAGGUAGCAGAAACAGGAAGAUCAAGCCACUGGAAACAAGAUUGUCCAGGUUUUGGACAACCCAGGUCUUUGGUAGAUCUGCAACAGUAACAUGCCAUGAAACUUUAGACAGAACAUAACGAUGGUAUAUAGCAGUUUGUUUUUAGGAUGGAGAGGUAAGUCGUCAAUAUCCUUCAUGAAAGUAGAAAAAGAGGAACGAGUUUAGAUUUAUGAUCUUGGUUACUCAUUUCAAAAUCAAAGAAACGACCAAGAUACUUAAAGGAAUCGCCAUUUUUGACAGCAGGUACUACCUGGUUACAGAUGAAAAGUUUCAGUUGAAAUUGGAGGGAUCGCGUAAAGUGUUUCUUGACACCAAAGGUAACACAUUUGUCAACCCUGACAAUGAAUUUUGCCCAUUGGCACCAUCUUUAAAGCAGUUUAAUAAGAGUUGGUUCUCCUUUUCUCCACUGUUAACAACAGCAGCAUCAUCAGCAAACUGAAACCAGUGUACUGGCUGAAACAUACGGCCAUUACCAUCAUGGGGGGAGAAACCAAGCUGCUUAUAUUUAGGGUCAUGGUAUUCAACAUGCUACCAUGAAAGAAAAUAUAAGAAAGGAGUGUUACAGGCGAGUAAGGGCUGUCCUAAAAACAGAACUAAACUCACAGAACAGGAUUAUAGCAAUAAACUCAUUAGCGAUACCUGUUGUGACAUAUAGUUUUAAUGUAAUCAACUGGAAUUCGACAGAAAUUAAGAAAAUGGAUACAAAGAUAAGGAAAAUUUUGACAUGCAACAGGAUGCACCAUCCCAAAGCAGACGUUGAUCGUCUGUAUCUUCCGAGAAGACAGGGUGGAAGAGGCAUGAUACAACUGGAACUAAGUUAUACAACGUCAGCAAUAGGACUUAUGAAAUACCUGGAAACAACAAAAGACUGGAUGUUGCAACUUGUCAAGGACCAUGAAAAUCAGAAAAAGUUGCACUCUAUUGUGAAAGAAUCAAGGAACUUCGAACGGGAAUUAAAAGUAGAAAACAAUGAAAGGCAAGGAGAACUAGAAGAAGCAACAAAAGAAGCUAAGAAGUUAAAGGUGAAGGUAAAGGCUGUGGGCCAAAAGAUGUUGCAAGAGAAAUGGGAACAGAAAUCUCUGCAUGGAAAGUAUGUUCUUCGGAGUAAAGAUGCUGAUGUAGACCAGACUCACACCCAUCAGUGGCUCCGAAGUGCAGGACUGAAAGCAGAGACUGAGGGUUUCCUUCUUGCAGCACAAGAUCAAACACUGUCCACAAGAAACUACCAAGCCAACAUAUUGAAAAAUGGAGCAGACCCCAAAUGCAGAUAUUGCAAUGAACAGUGUGAGACAGUUGACCAUCUUGUAUCACGAUGUGCUGUACUUGCCCCUAACGAAUACAAGGCUAGGCAUGAUCGAGUUGGACAAUGCUUGCAUUGGAAAAUUUGCCAUCACUUUGGUGUUGAAACCCCAAAACACUGGUAUGAACAUCACCCAGACCCAGUUGUUGAGGGUGACAAUGUUUCGAUCCUUUGGGACUUCCCUGUUUACACUGACAGAACCAUCAAUGCUUACCGGCCAGACAUCAUAAUAAAAGACAGGAAUGAAGAAACUUGUCUCCUUAUUGACAUGAGUAUACCAACAGACAGAAAUAUAUCAAGUAAAGAAUUCGAUAAGCUGAGCAAGUACAAAGACCUUGAAAUUGAAAUCCAAAAAAUGUGGAAAGUAAAAGCUACCACUGUACCUGUGAUAGUGGGUGCAUUGGGAAUGAUAAAGAAAGGCACAGAAAAUCACAUCAGCAAGAUCCCUGGCGAGCCAUCACUAAAGGAAAUCCAAAAAAUUGUUUUGACUGGCACAGCUCAUGUCCUGAGAAGGGCAUUGUCAACAUGACCGCGGAUUAUUCCAAGAUUUAUUUCUGCGGCAGAAAAUGUAAUAAGUAGUACGGAUAGUUAAGUUGGAUAAUUUGGAGAUCAUGAAGCGGAGAUGAUUCUCGCUGAUAUCUAGAGCGUUGCACAUGUCGAUGAAAGAGGAGCAAGAGAGACCAAAGAUACCUAGGGAACUGAUAGAAAGAUUAACAAACAUGAUAGAAGAAUAGGCUGAGCUUAGGCUGUGAAUGAGAUUCGAGUAUUUCUCUCUUUUGCGGUUAGCAUUAACAUCCAAGUUAGUUUCGUAUCCUACUGUAAGCUCGAGUAUGAAUAGCCGAUGGUCAGAAGUGACUAGAAGUAGAUCAGGACGGAAAGAGUCUCCUGUUAUGAUAGAGGGUGAGAGAUAACCUGAAAGGUCUGCGUAAAGAGAGCAAUUAGGUAUAGCUUUUAAAGGUUGUGCUAGGAAGUUCAAUGCAGAGUUAUGGCGCCAUGUGUAACUGCCUUCUUCGAGGUAUGUUUUGCAGCCUGCAACAAUGUGAAGUAACGUUUCUGGCAUAUGGCAAAAAGAGCAAUCGGACGACUGAGUAAUGUUCCAUUAGGAUAGGUUUUUUCGCGUGGCAAGGGAGUUGCUAAGAUAUUUGAUAGUAAAACUGUAAAUGUUCUUGGGCAUGUUGCUUUGAAUCGUGGUCCAUAUUUUAGAGGCUAUAGGAAGAGAGUGGUCAAAGAUGAAGGAAAGAACGGUACCUUGAGAUACAAGAUGGUUUUGAAGGUGCUCUUUAUGUUCUGAUCUAACAGCCUUCAAUACUUCUCUAGUAUUCCUGUAAACAUCAUAUUGGAUGCUCAUGCUCUGGCUGGUAUUUUUCCACAAAGAUUGGAUGUUUUUGUUGGGUGAGGAUUUCAGUGCAUUACGACAAACAGUUUGACACUGCAUGAAUUUAACAGAAGGAAGAAUCAAGUUAAGACCGGACUGGUUUUUUGACAGAAUAAUGCCACUUAAAGUAGCACUUAUGGGUAAAUCGAGCCAACGGCGGAUAAAUGCAGAAACUUGGUUAUCAAGGUUUUCGACGAUGCAGGUUUUUGAUAGAUCGGCUACUGUGAGGUGCCACGAGACUUGUGAGAGAAGAUAGCUGUUAUAAAGAAGCAGCUUAUUCUUUGGAUGGAGAGGUAAAGAAUCAAUUUGCGUUAGGAGUUCUGUGAAGAUGGAGCUGAGCUUAGAAAUAUGUUCUUGGUUGCUCAUAUUGAAGUCGAAGUGACGCCCAAGAUACUUAAAAGACUCUCCAGUUAUGACAGGAGGGACCAUUUCAUUAUUGAUGAAGAGCUUUGGCCGAUAUUGUAGGGAGCGUGUUGAGAAUUUUUUAAUACCAAAGGUUGUGCAUUUGUCUACUAUUAUAAUCAUGUUAGACCAUUGACACCAUCUUGUAAAGCAGUUUAAGAGUAGCUGGUUUUCUUUCUCCCCGUUUGUAAUGACUGCAGCAUCGUCUGCAAACUGAAACCAGUGCUCUGGGGUAAACAUACAGUUUGGUUGGCUAUGGGGAGAGAAACCAAGUUGUUUGAAUUUUUCUGCCUUUAUGUAUUGAAUGAAAGUGUUAAAGCACAUGUUAAAUAGAAGGGGACUGAGGCAAUCACCUUGAAGAACUCCACGUUUAACAGGAAUAGCAGGGGUAACAAAUUUAUCUGUGAUAAUAGAGGUUUUAAAAUUUAUGUAGAGACUUGAAAUCAGAGACUGGAUGUUUUCUGGUACGUGGUGAUAAGACAGAACAGAUUUGAUUAGAUUGUGAUGAGCCUCUCCAAAGGCAUUUUUUAGAUCCAAUAAUGUUAUGACUAGAGACCGUUGUUUUAUUCGAGCUUUGUCGAUUAUAUGGCUCAUCAUCGCAGUAUGUUCUAGUGUACCCGAUAUCUGAUGGGUAAAACCUUUUUGAAUUUGAUGUUCUAUGAAACCAUUUUGUUUGAGAAAAUCAAAUACAGAAUCUCGGAGGCAAGAUGUGAAGAUUUUUAGUGGGACGGAUUGG